This is a messenger RNA of Capsicum annuum, 1222 nucleotides long. RefSeq lists its product as uncharacterized. The transcript has 3 exons. The record is from RefSeq and is a predicted model, not a curated record. Lineage: Eukaryota; Viridiplantae; Streptophyta; Magnoliopsida; Solanales; Solanaceae. The coding region runs from base 533 to 889 and encodes 118 amino acids.
UUGUUGGACAAGUGUCAUAUAGCUUAUCUAAGUUUGACAAUUCCACUUGUAUGAUUAAGGAAGUUCAAUUUUCCGAAAACAUAAAGCAGAGAAUUGAGUUAAAAUUAGAAAUUAUGAAUGCAGUAAGUCUUGGGAAACCUAAAUACUUGGAUCAAAUGAGAAAUGUGAGAAGGAAUAGGAAAAAUAAAGUCUAGUCAAAAGACCUUACCCUACGUAAAAUGUUGGCCAAGCAAUUCGUUGCCUCAUUCAACCUUUGAGUAUAACCAACAAACUUUGUACAAACAAGCCCACUACACUUAACUAAUCACUAUUUUAUCUCUCUCUUUCUCCUCUUGUUUGAGACAAAAACAUGUGGCCCAUGUUAACUUAGGGUAAUAACAACACGUGUGAUUAACGUUUUCCACAAUAGUAUAAAUAAGCAGGACCAGUUACAGAAAAUGUCACAAGUGAUCGUACUUGUGACAUUUAAUUAGUAGAACAAAUGCACUUUUCUAUGUUAAUUAAUUAGAGAGAAACAAAUUAAGAGAGACAGAUGUAUCAUUCUUCAGUGAACAACAUUUUUGUUGAGGACAAAAAUCAUGUAUCACCUAUUUGCCCUAAGCCUAGAAAACUUGGAUCCAAUACUCUUCCUGAAUUCCUCAAAUCCAUAAAUUCCAAUGAUAACAGCCAGAAGAAUUUAGAUGGAAGAAGUGGGAUUCUCAACAUUGUUGCUGAAAAGACAAAAGAUGGAAGAAAUUCACCAUCAUGUUACUCAGGGUCUCCUCCUGGGAGAACAAGUAAUCCUUUGGUGCAGGAUGUACAAUUUAUUAAGCAGAUGGAACAUUUUUCACCUUUAACAAGAACUAAUUUGUCUGAUAAAUUUGGUUAUACCUCUGUCUCUCCAGCUUGAGAAAAUACACAAACAUCACAAAAAUUUUCUUUUCCACAAUUUUGUUUAAUUUAACAAGGAGAAUGUUAAGAUGUAGGAAAUUAGGUCCAGAUCCCUUUUUGAGGGAAUUACUUUUUUUUUCUUUUUGUGUGGGUACUGUUAGAUUGUGAGGUGAGCAAACGUUUAUGUAAAUAUUAGUAGUACGAUUUUUUUUUAUUAGUAUAGUACGUGUUAACUUUGAAAGUGACUAGCACUUAAGAUAAUUCCCUAUUGUCAAUUCAGUGACAAGUUGUUUGGAUUUUGGACCCGUAAAUGUUUACGUAUUUGAGCAAAUAAUGCCUCGAGUUCUUUUCU